This is a messenger RNA of Exophiala dermatitidis NIH/UT8656, 1380 nucleotides long. RefSeq lists its product as uncharacterized. NCBI's taxonomy places the organism in Eukaryota, Fungi, Ascomycota, Eurotiomycetes, Chaetothyriales, Herpotrichiellaceae. The record is from RefSeq and is a predicted model, not a curated record. The coding region runs from base 1 to 1380 and encodes 459 amino acids. The transcript has 2 exons. Gene Ontology annotation, molecular function: phosphoric diester hydrolase activity. Gene Ontology annotation, biological process: lipid metabolic process.
AUGGCAACAAAUACCAACCUGUCACUCAUAAACUACACGCCGUACACCUGGACCCGCAUUGGCCCCGGGCCUCCAGCGACAUAUGGGGUUCCUGAAUGGGAUUUUCCAGCAACCCUUGCGUCAGGCCAAAGCUACGAUGCAAAGAUCAUGAUCGACGAGUCGCCCGGGACACAGCCGACAUCAGCACAAGCCCAAUGGCCAUUCUCCUGGAUCGACCAGACACACCCUAUAUCGAACCUGAAGAUCCACGUGACCGGCAACAGCAACGACGGGUACUCAGAAUCGAUCCAAGCAUCGCUGGACGCAUAUGGGACACAGAACAACGCCAAAGGCUCGACCAUUGACAUCCCACUGCGGUACGAGGCAUGGUCACCAUUCAUCUUGACCGGAGACCAGAACUCGCUGGUCGGCAACAACCCACCAGCCAACUGGAUGUCGCAGAAUCUAGAUUAUAUCGGCUGCCUGACCCUUCAAGACAUUAUCCUACCAGGCUCGCACGACGCAGGCAUGUCGACAAUCAAGUACGCGGCCGGCGGCAUCUCAGACAACACGCAGACGCAAAGUCUAGACAUCUACGACCAACUGAAAGCCGGGAUACGGUACUUCGACAUCCGCCCCACGAUUUCGCACGGCGCAUACUACACGGGCCACUACAGUGGCCACCUAGGCGCCAACGGCCAAUCGAUGCAAGCGGUGAUCGACGACCUGAACCAAUUCACGGGCGAAAAUGGUGGGAACAACGAACUCAUCAUCCUCGAGCUCAGUCAUACCACCGACACGGAUUCAAAGUACCAGGCCUUCGAUGAUGCACAGUACAAUAACCUGUUGUUACAAAUAUGGAAUCAUACCAAUCAUUUAUACACGCGUCAUCCUAUCGACGUCCUAACCACCAUCCCUUUGUCCGAGUUUAUCAAAGACGGACCCGCUGUGGUGCUUGUCACGGACGAACGCAACAAAACUUGGCUGCACGACCACCAUUUCCAGGGCCGGGGAUUCUAUGAUUCGGAUCAAGUGCCUAUAUAUAACAGUUAUUCGGACACCACGGAUCUCGACGACAUGCGCAAGGAUCAAUACAAUAAACUCGUGCAGCAGUCGCAGUCACCUGACCGUGGCGGGUUGCAGCUGUUCUUGCUCUCGUGGACGAUUACCCAGAGUAUCAUUGAUGUUAUAGGUUUGGGAAGCUCGAUCAAGGAUCUUGCCGCCGUGUUUAAUGGCCAUUUGGCUCAGAUUGGUUCGAAUGUCCCUUAUACGGGUCCGGUCUCCUGGGCAGAAAAGGGGUACAGGCCGAACAUUGUUAUGAUUGAUUAUGUUGAUACGGAUCGCUUUUUGACGGCGAUAUGUGUUGGUAUCACGAGGUUCUAUAACAAGAAGUGUUCGUGA